AUGAAGGUAUUUGUAUGCUUGUUGGCCCUUGCGGUGGUCGCUAAAGCCGGCUAUAUCGGCGGUGGCAGUAGUGGUUGGUCCAGCGGCGGCGGCGGCGGCGGCUGGUCCGGAGGCGGUGGUGGCGGCGGCUGGUCCGGAGGCGGUGGUGGCUACGGCGGUGGUGGCUUCGGCGGCGGCGGCCAUAGCGGCGGUGGACAAGUCAAGAUCAUCAAAAUAAUUACGACCGGCGGAGGCGGUGGCGGUUAUGGCGGAGGCGGCUUUGGCGGAGGCGGCUUUGGCGGCGGCGGCUAUAGCGGAGGCGGUGGUGGUUGGAAACUUGGAGGAGGAAGUAGCGGAUGGUCAAGCGGCGGAGGCGGGGGUGGCUGGAAGCUCGGCGGAGGAGGUGGCGGCGGCGGUUGGAGGCUCGGUGGGGGAAGCAGUGGCUGGUCCAGCGGUGGCGGUGGAGGUGGCUGGAAAAGCGGUGGUGGAGGUGGCUCCUCGGGCUGGUGGUGA
Messenger RNA from Parnassius apollo (apollo), 492 nucleotides. The record is from the annotation of a GenBank genome assembly. Lineage: Eukaryota; Metazoa; Arthropoda; Insecta; Lepidoptera; Papilionidae.